CAGCACUAGUAAAGACAAAGCACAGUAUCAACCAAACAGAAAUCAGAUUCAAGGGACUUUCAUGGCUAUAAAAGUUUAUUCAUCUGGUCUUUAAAAUGAAGCUGUAUUGUUUAUCAGGACAUCCUACAUUACCCUGCAAUGUCCUCAAGUUCAAAUCCACCACUAUUAUGCUGGACUGUGGGCUAGACACCACCUCUGUCCUCAACUUUCUGCCCCUGCCUCUGGUGCAUAGUCCAAGGCUCUCUAAGCUACCUGGCUGGGUGUCCAAAGAUGGUACAAUAAAUCUGGAAAAGGAAUUAAAGGAGUGUGCAGGAAGGGUAUUCGUGGACUCACAGCCAGAAUUUUGUCUCCCUGAGAGGGAACUAUUAGAACUUUCUACUAUUGAUGUGAUCCUGAUCUCUAACUAUCACUGUAUGAUGGCCCUGCCCUACAUCACUGAGAACACUGGUUUCACUGGGACGGUGUAUGCCACUGAACCCACGCUGCAGAUUGGCAGACUCUUGAUGGAAGAGCUUGUUAACUUCAUGGAGAGGGUCCCUAAGCCACAGUCUGCCACCUGCUGGAAAAACAAGGAGAUACAAAGACUACUCCCUGGGCCACUGAAAGAUGCUGUGGAAGUGUGGACGUGGAAAAAGUGCUAUACAAUGCAGGAGGUCAAUUCUGCACUAAGCAAAGUUCAGCUUGUCGGUUAUUCUCAAAAAGUGGAGUUGUUUGGUGCUGUUCAGGUCUCCCCUCUCAGCUCUGGUUAUUCUUUGGGCAGCUCCAACUGGAUCAUUCAGUCUCAUCACGAGAAAGUGUCCUAUGUGUCUGGCUCCUCUUUGCUCACCACACACCCACAGCCGAUGGAUCAGAGUUCUCUGAAGAACAGUGAUGUUUUGAUUCUGACAGGACUCACACAGAUGCCAACGGCCAACCCAGAUGGCAUGCUGGGAGAAUUCUGCAGCAACCUUGCUAUGACAAUCCGCGCUGGAGGAAACGUGCUGGUGCCCUGUUACUCAUCUGGAGUCAUCUACGACCUGCUCGAGUGCCUGUACCAGUUCAUAGACAGCGCCAAUCUGGGAACCACACCUUUUUACUUCAUUUCGCCCGUCGCCAACAGCUCACUGGAGUUUUCACAGAUCUUUGCGGAGUGGCUUUGUCAUAAUAAGCAGAGCAAAGUGUACCUCCCAGAACCCCCAUUCCCUCAUGCAGAGUUAAUCCAAACGAACAAGCUGAAGCACUACCCCAGUAUCCAUGGCGACUUCAGUAAUGAGUUCAGACAGCCCUGUGUGGUGUUCACGGGACACCCGUCUCUGCGCUUUGGAGACGUAGUCCACUUUAUGGAGCUGUGGGGAAAGUCCAGCCUCAACACCAUCAUCUUCACUGAACCGGACUUUAACUACCUGGAUGCCCUGGCCCCAUACCAGCCUCUGUCCAUGAAGUGUAUUUACUGCCCCAUCGACACACGCCUGAACUUCCACCAGGUUUCUAAACUGCUCAAAGAAAUCCAGCCCCUCCAUGUGGUGUGUCCAGAGCAGUACACUCAGCCCCCUGUGUCUCAGUCCCAUCGCUCAGACCUGAUGUUGGAGCUGCAGCCUCCUCCCAUGCCCUACCGGCGCUGCUCAGUGCUAAACCUCCCCUUUAAGAGAAGAUAUGAACGAGUUUAUAUCAUGCCCGAGUUGGCAAACUCCCUGGUGCCGUGUGAAGUGAAGCCUGGUGUCUCCGUGGCGACAGUCUCCGCUGUGAUUCACUCCAAAGACAACAAGCACACACUACAGUCAGUACCCAAGCCCCCUCCGGCCCCGCCCAGUAAGAAAAGGAAGCGUGUUCUGGAGGAACCUCCGGCCUCUUUGAGUCCCAAAGCUCUGCUCAGUGGAGCUGUGCCUCUGGAAGGAUUUCUGGCCACGUUGCAAAAGCAUGGUAUUACAGAGGUGAAGGUGGAGGAGACCACAGAGGGGCACAUUCUGCACCUCCAGGAGCAGGACACUCUGAUCCAGCUGGACGAGGACGGGACCCACAUUGUGUGCGACAACAACGAGCCUCUGAGGACCACCCUGAGAGACCUGGUGCUGCGCUUCCUCCUCAAACUCUGACCAAAACAUCUGAUUUUUCUGGAUUAGAGAUGGUUAACCUUAACAUAGACACUUGGCUAAACCACAUCUUUGGCAAACUUGACCAUGAUCCUGGUUCUUCUUGAGACAUCAUCCUUCUUUGAUCUGGAAAUGGGCCCCCAGGUUGCCCAGGGUUACAUCCAAGAAUGGCUCAAUUGUAAUGGAUAUCUAAUAUCAAAAGCCAAAAAAAUGAGUGAUAUAUGUAGUCACAUUUGUUCCCCAUCAAGUUUUCAUUCUAUUUUAUUGUCUCAAAAUAAAUAUAAAUGUCUUUCAAUGUUUUCUAAACUUUUCUAAACAAUACAGACUUUCAUUGGUAUUGAACACAAAAAUAGUCAAAUUUCUUUCUCCAAGGCUGAACUCUUCUCCAAGCAUGCUCCACAUGCUUUUAUAAUUGGCUCGUGACCUCUUGAUUAUAAAGACCUAAUUUACAUUUGAUUAAUUGCACAGCCCUACCUUCCAUUAUCUUUUCCUGACUCCCAGUAUUUGCAUAAUACAACUCUGUUGGUGGGGGAUGUUAUCCAAAACUAGAACUUUGAAAUAUACAGAGAAAACAAAAUAUACCUGGUUGGUAGUAAUAAAGUAACCCUGAACCUUGAAAUUCAUUUUGUCAACAUCACCCACCCCUCCCUUCUCAUAAUCAGGAUGUGGAUUGUAUAAAAUGUAUACACCCUCUUGUACUUCUGUCUACAUUUUGUAUAUAGUAUUUUGUAAUAAAAACAAUUGUGUGA
Periophthalmus magnuspinnatus is the source of this 2818-nucleotide messenger RNA. RefSeq names its product integrator complex subunit 9 (gene ints9). Gene Ontology annotation, biological process: snRNA processing. NCBI's taxonomy places the organism in Eukaryota, Metazoa, Chordata, Actinopteri, Gobiiformes, Gobiidae. The record is from RefSeq and is a predicted model, not a curated record. Bases 96 to 2072 code for a protein of 658 amino acids. Gene Ontology annotation, cellular component: integrator complex. The transcript is spliced from 17 exons.